This is a messenger RNA of Alnus glutinosa, 1250 nucleotides long. Its product is annotated as ethylene-responsive transcription factor 5-like. Gene Ontology annotation, molecular function: DNA-binding transcription factor activity; DNA binding. The record is from RefSeq and is a predicted model, not a curated record. The transcript has a single exon. NCBI's taxonomy places the organism in Eukaryota, Viridiplantae, Streptophyta, Magnoliopsida, Fagales, Betulaceae. Gene Ontology annotation, biological process: regulation of DNA-templated transcription; ethylene-activated signaling pathway. Bases 120 to 1025 code for a protein of 301 amino acids.
GCAACCAAACUCUUCCCCUUAUAUAAUUCCCCCACACUCCAUUCUUCCACUCAAAUUCUUCUUCUUUCUCCUUCCAAACUUUGAAUUCCUCUCACAAACCCGACCACUGCUACUCUCAAAUGGCUUCUUUUGAGGAAUCUUCAACCUUAGACCUCAUCAGGCAACAUCUCCUUAAUGAUUUUACCUCCAUGGAGAGCUUCGUCUCCAAUCUCAAUCUCUGUUCCUCCGACAUCCCCCAAAACCAGCCCACCCAGAUUUCGGACCUCAAAAAUGGUGAAAUCUUUGAUUACUUGCUACCAAAAGAAGAACCCAUCACCAGUUCUUCCAAUUCUUCCGAGCAAACCAAACCUACAACCACCCACUCAACGUCCCCGAGACCUUCCAACUUAAGCCACCGCCGACCGUCCAUAAACGUUGCAAUACCUUCAACAAAAACAACCUUUUGCACAAAUUCACAGCCGGCGCCCAUGUUGGCAGCAACUACAAAUACUAGCCUUAACGUUUCGGACGAUUCUGCCGAGAGUAAGCAUUACAGGGGCGUCCGGAGAAGGCCGUGGGGGAAGUUCGCGGCGGAGAUACGCGACCCCAACAAGAAAGGCACGCGGGUGUGGCUCGGAACCUUCGAUACCGCCAUAGAAGCAGCUAAAGCUUACGACCGAGCUGCGUUCAAGCUGCGUGGAAGCAAAGCCAUACUGAAUUUUCCUCUUGAGGCUGCUGGGAACUCUCUGGAUUAUGAAGCUCCUGCAGUGAGCACUGUUGGUAGGAAAAGAAGCAGAGAGAUUGAGAAUGAGAAUGAAGAGAGGAAAACUGUGGAGCGUAAGGUGUUGAAGGAGGAGCCAGUGGAAGCAGAUCAGAUCCAGAAGGUUAUGGCGUCGGAGACUGCUUUACCGCCGGCGGCGGCGGUUGUUCCGUUAACGCCGUCAAGUUGGAAAGGGGUAUGGGAUUGUGAUGUUAAUGGAAUUUUCAGUGUGCCUCCCUUAUCGCCGUUAUCUCCGUUCGGGUAUUCUCAGCUUAUCGUUAUAUGAGAGACAGAGUAUACCUCAGCAGCUCAGCCGUUAGGGGUAUGACGGAGUUUACUAAAUUCGGAAACCGAACCAGAAAUCAUUAAAAAAAAAUAUAUAUCUAUAUAUAGUAGCGUGGUGUACUAAAUGUAAAUACUAGAGAUCAAGGUUGCUUGGGAUAUUGUGAUGUUGAAUUUGUUUAUUCAUUAAUCUCUUUUAUUUAUAUAAUGAAAUGCUUAAUUUUCCUCA